AUGUACAUUGUUACGCUGAACGGUACUCUACUGAACGGUACUCUGCUGAACGGUACCCUGCUGAACGGUACUCUGAUGAACGGUACUCUGAUGAACGGUACUCUGCUGAACGGUACUCUGAUGAACGGUACUCUGAUGAACGGUACUCUGAUGAACGGUACUCUGAUGAACGGUACUCUGCUGAACGGUACUCUGCUGAACGGUACCCUGCUGAACGGUACUCUGAUGAACGGUACUCUGCUGAACGGUACUCUGAUGAACGGUACUCUGCUGAACGGUACUCUGCUGAACGGUACUCUGCUGAACGGUACUCUGCUGAACGGUACUCUGAUGAACGGUACUCUGAUGAACGGUACUCUGAUGAACGGUACUCUGAUGAACGGUACUCUGCUGAACGGUACUCCGAUGAACGGUACUCUGCUGAACGGUACUCUGCUGAACGGUACUCUACUGAACGGUACUCUGCUGAACGGUACUCUACUGAACGGUGCUCUACUGAACGGUACUCUGAUGAACGGUACUCUGAUGAACGGUACUCUGAUGAACGGUGCUCUACUGAACGGUGCUCUGAUGAACGGUACUCUGAUGAACGGUACUCUACUGAACGGUGCUCUACUGAACGGUACUCUACUGAACGGUGCUCUACUGAACGGUACUCUACUGAACGGUACUCUACUGAACGGUGCUCUGCUGAACGGUACUCUGAUGAACGGUACUCUGAUGAACGGUACUCUACUGAACGGUACUCUACUGAACGGUACUCUGCUGAACGGUACUCUGCUGAACGGUGCUCUGAUGAACGGUACUCUGAUGAACGGUACUCUGAUGAACGUAUUUCUCUACUAG
Messenger RNA from Salvelinus fontinalis (brook trout), 846 nucleotides. RefSeq lists its product as uncharacterized. NCBI's taxonomy places the organism in Eukaryota, Metazoa, Chordata, Actinopteri, Salmoniformes, Salmonidae. The transcript has a single exon. Bases 1 to 846 code for a protein of 281 amino acids. The record is from RefSeq and is a predicted model, not a curated record.